Messenger RNA from Nematostella vectensis (starlet sea anemone), 2791 nucleotides. Its product is annotated as beta-1 adrenergic receptor. NCBI's taxonomy places the organism in Eukaryota, Metazoa, Cnidaria, Anthozoa, Actiniaria, Edwardsiidae. Gene Ontology annotation, molecular function: G protein-coupled receptor activity. The record is from RefSeq and is a predicted model, not a curated record. Gene Ontology annotation, cellular component: membrane. The transcript has 6 exons. The coding region runs from base 477 to 1871 and encodes 464 amino acids. Gene Ontology annotation, biological process: G protein-coupled receptor signaling pathway.
GUAAUUGGUAAUAUGAGGAGCCUCGCCGCUGUUUUCCGGUGAUUACGAGCAUUUGUUCGUGUGUCGUUCUGGUUGAUUGAGGAACCUUCACGAUCUCUCUAAGCACCUGCUACAGCUAGUUGAUCGCCAGACUUCUCGGUGGGUUCUCUAUGAAGUCUCUGUCGCCGGUACUUACUGCCCGCCCCUAAGUCAGCUUGAAGAGCGACUGGCCGUAUUGGAAAGUGUAAGCGCGCGCACAGCAUCAUGGAGCUGACGGCAAGGGAGUAGCCUGGGGAAAAGUCUAUGAAAGGAGAAAGCACGCAUGAGAGAAACGACUGCAGUAUAACGCAGGCUGCAACCCUCAUUCUCCCUUCACACGAUUUUACGGCGCGAUUCCACCACAGACGGUGAUAUGAGAACUUGACGACUGUGUUGGUUGUGUGAGGGAUAAUUGAGCGUCCCAAGGGAGUACGUCAGAAGGCGUCGGCGUCGCUUGUAUGUCAAAAUCAGCAGCAGGAGGUAUCGAUAAUCGAGGCUUCAUACGAGGUUUACCGUUUAAGGACAAAAUGAAUAACACUAACAGUAGCGGUAAGGAACUGUUGGUGCUUGAGUCAUUGAGUCACGAAAGCGCAGUAUGGGUGAUAGCACAAGUCGUAUUGUGGGGAUGUAUAUUUGUCAUUUCAUCGCUGGGAAAUUCGCUUGUUCUGCUGUGUAUCGUCAAAAGCAAUAGGCUUCACUCGUCGAUUUACGCAUUCUAUGGCAGUCUAGCGGCCUCGGAUUGCAUAGCAGGUAUGCUCUGUUGUCCCUUGUUGCUAGUGACUGCUUUGCACCAGCUAUGGAUUAUGGGUAAAGUCAUGUGUCACGUGUACUCCACCCUCUUAUCCACGUCACUCAACGCUUCUAUAGCAACGCUCUGUCUCAUUAGCAUGGACCGCCUGAACGCUGUCCGCAAGCCUUUCGAGUAUCGCGGGCACAACACCUUUACCCAAAGAUGGUGCAAAUGGUUGCUGGUCCUCUCGUGGGUACACUCUAUAUUUUGGGCCGCGGCGCCCCUUGGGGGCUGGGGCGAGAUCAUAACAGACUCUGCAACCUACACAUGCAAGCCUAACUGGUCAGCGGCCUCAAUAGUAAACAGGUCAUACUCGCUCUGUCUCGCGCUUUUCCCGUUCGCUUUUCCUGUGUUCUUGAUGGUUGCAAUCUACUGCGUGAUAUACAGGCAUACCAAGAAGUGCUCGAAUCUGAUGUCUGGUCUCGAAGAUGGCAGGAACCUUGUAGCAGAACAGGAAAGGCAAAUGAGGGAAAGAAGGCUUUUUCGGACGGUUCUUAUCAUCAUUGGUGCUUUCGCAGCCUGCUGGGCAAUCUACACACUUGCGACGACAUGUAAAUUAUUCAUAGGUCAGACUCCUCCCACAUGGCUCGUGCAGCUCGGCUUGAUAUGCGCCAUCGCCGGAAGCUGCGUCAAUCCGGUCAUAUACACUAUACGAGAUGCCACGUUCGCGCGGGAACUGGGGCGACUGCACCCGUGUUUGGCCUGGUUACUAAAGCAAAGUUUUUCCAAGGACUCAGGAUCACGUGAGCAGGUUUACACGGUCACGUGUGCAACUCGUGCUAGCAUUAGUAGGGAAUUGUUAGAUGUAAGUCGCAAGAAUAGCAGGGAGACGUUAAGUUUGAUGCUGAUUGACUCCGUGCGUGAGGAUAGGGGUUGUGACUCUAAAUCACGUAAUAGUAUGGCGCGUGAUGAUAAAGCGCGUGACGAAUUACCGCGUGAUAAUAAAGCGCGUGACGAAUUGUCGCAUGAUAUGACAUGUGUUGAUGAACGUGAUUGCAGGCUUUCUUUAAGGUCGGACUUGACUAGAGAUAUGUACCUACAGAUGAGAGAGACAAAUUUAUGAGUUAAAUUGUCCUUACAGUGUGUAACCCAUUCAUUCGCCUUAUUGUGGUUUAUAAGGGCAGGGACGGGAGGUAGAACGGGCCCCAUUAGGGGCCAUGAUGGACAGGGGCAAAAAGUGGGGGCCCAGGGAGGGAAGUGAAUAUUGACCCUAUUGUUGGCCCCGAAGAGUGUUCACAUUUUGUAUCAGGUAUUUCAUUAUUUAGCUUAACGGAUCAAAUCAAUACAUUAGAAAAAGAUUGAGUGAAAAGGAGCAGCAAACAUGGCGGAGUUCAUUGCAGAACAUUAGAAAAGAAGCGAAACAGGAAAUAAACUAAGAACCCUGGGAGAGUGAGUCUCUGCAUGAUUUUUAGCAUUACAGACGAUACUAGCGUACCCCAUCAUAUGCUGCCUGGAAUAAAAAAUGUUUUUUUAUUUUUUUACUUUUGCUCCCAGAAGUAAAAGGCAAGCAAGCAUUUUUGGUGUACCCGGGUUAAAACGGCGAGUCUGUGGUACUUCACUUCAUUCCUUUCGAAUUUUUUAUUGCCCUUAGGGUGUUCCUUUAAGUUAUUAUCAAUGUUAUAUUAGUAAACAUAUCUAUAUUUAAUUUAAGUAGAAUUACUUAUUCUGUAUUGAAUAAGUAGAAAUAAUAAGUAGAUAUCUGAGAAUGGAUAGGCAAAGAGAAGCGAUUGUGUGAGCAAGGAAUUGAACUUAAACUGAAAAACGGAGAACAGGGGUGGGCAAAGGGGGGCGAGAGUGAGCAAGGGAUAUGGGCUUUACCGAGAAAGAUAUGGGAGGGCCAAGCAAAAGGAGAGCAAGGAAUAUGGACUUGACCGAAAAACUGAGAAUAGGGGUUAGGAAGGGGGAGCAAUGGUGAGCAUGGAAUAUGGAAUUGUAACUGGUAAAUAGUGAACAAAAAUUUCGAGGAAAUGGCCGAAAAUCAAA